UAUUGAAAUACAAUCCACGGGAAGACAUCCCUUAUCAACAAGGGUGACUGAACCAUGCAUAUUUGUAUACCUAACCCUUAACUGUACCCCACAAUUUUAAAAUAAAAAAAUGCCUUUCUGGCGGUGAUGACCUACCCAUGAGAACAUGCCUCUCGCAAAGGACCUCCUUCAUUCCUCUCCAGAGGAGGAGAAGAGGAAAUGCAAGAAGCACCUGGUGCAGAGCCCCAACUCCUACUUCAUGGACAUGAAAUGCCCAGGAUGCUAUAAAAUCACCACGGUCUUCAGCUAUGCACAAACAGUAGUUUUGUGUGUUGGCUGCUCCACUGUCCUCUGUCAGCCUACAGGAGGAAAAGCAAGGCUCACAGAAGGAUGUUCCAUCAGGAGGAAGCAGCACUAAAAGCACCCCAAUCAAGAUGAAUGGGAAACCAUCCCAAUAAACACAUUUUGGAUAAAAA
Carlito syrichta (Philippine tarsier) is the source of this 455-nucleotide messenger RNA. Its product is annotated as 40S ribosomal protein S27-like. Gene Ontology annotation, molecular function: structural constituent of ribosome; RNA binding. The record is from RefSeq and is a predicted model, not a curated record. Gene Ontology annotation, cellular component: ribosome; cytosolic small ribosomal subunit. Gene Ontology annotation, biological process: ribosomal small subunit assembly; translation. The transcript has a single exon. NCBI's taxonomy places the organism in Eukaryota, Metazoa, Chordata, Mammalia, Primates, Tarsiidae. Bases 146 to 397 code for a protein of 83 amino acids.